Brassica oleracea var. oleracea is the source of this 1587-nucleotide messenger RNA. Its product is annotated as vacuolar amino acid transporter 1-like. The record is from RefSeq and is a predicted model, not a curated record. The transcript is spliced from 10 exons. NCBI's taxonomy places the organism in Eukaryota, Viridiplantae, Streptophyta, Magnoliopsida, Brassicales, Brassicaceae. Gene Ontology annotation, cellular component: plasma membrane. The coding region runs from base 1 to 1587 and encodes 528 amino acids.
AUGAAGCUUGAGGAUCAAGAAAGUGACAUUUUGUUUCAGACAGAUGACGAAGAAAGCCAAGUCGAUGUCUUCUGUAAUGAUGAAGAUGAAAUCUCCAGAAAGUCUUCUCAAUUAUCAAUGAACGAUUCCGCUCCGUGGCCUCGAAGUUAUCGACAAUCUGUAGAUAUCUUAACCGGAGUUACACCUCCUACGACCAGUUUCAUUCACCGGAGAGGUUCUCAGGCAUCAUCAUUCACCAGCUCCAUCGCUUCCUUAUACAGAAGACGUCCAAACUCUAUUCUAAACUCGUUUGCUUCAUCCACAAGCAAACAACCGUUGCUCACCGAUAAAGACGAUGUCUCUGUCAAAUCAUACGUAUCAUCACAGCUAAAGUUAUCAAUCACCGAUCUCUCCUAUGAAGAACAGAGUCUCUGCUCGUUUCCUCAAUCCAUUCUCAACGGAAUCAAUAUCCUAUGUGGAGUAAGUCUACUCACAAUGCCUUACGCAGUGAAAGAAGGAGGAUGGCUAGGGCUUAUUAUACUUUUCUUCUUCGGUAUCAUCACUUGCUACACCGGUAUUCUCCUCAAGAGAUGUCUUGAAAGCUCUCCUGACAUUCAUACCUAUCCUGACAUUGGUCAAGCUGCCUUUGGCUUCACUGGACGUCUCAUCAUCUCCAUACUUUUGUACAUGGAGUUAUACGCAUGUUGUGUGGAGUAUAUUAUCAUGAUGAGUGAUAACUUGUCGAGAUUCUUCCCCAACGUUUCGUUAAACGUCGCUGGAGUAUCUAUUGACUCUUCGCAGAUCUUUGCCAUAGCAACUGCUCUUAUUGUUCUUCCUACAGUUUGGCUUAGAGACCUAAGCUUACUCUCCUAUCUCUCAGCUGGAGGUGUCUUCUCAUCCAUCUUGCUAGCUCUUUGUCUCUUUUGGGUCGGGUCUGUUGAUGGAGUCGGGUUUCACUCAGGUGGACAAGCUCUAGAUCUUAGUAACUUACCUGUAGCCAUUGGUAUAUUUGGGUUUGGUUUCAGUGGACACGCGGUUUUCCCAAACAUAUACUCUUCUAUGAAAGAUCCAUCCAAGUUUCCUUUGGUGCUCAUCAUUAGUUUCGGUUUCUGCGUAGUCUUCUACAUAGCUGUGGCGGUUUGCGGCUACAUCAUGUUUGGUGAGGCGAUUCAGUCGCAGUUUACGCUAAGCAUGCCACAACAAUUCACGUCAUCUAAAAUCGCAGUUUGGACCGCGGUCAUUACACCGAUGACUAAAUACGCCUUAACUCUUACACCGAUCGUGCUUAGCUUAGAAGAACUAAUGCCUUCUUCAGAAAAGAUGAGAUCCAAUGGAGUAUCAAUGUUUCUUAGAACGAUCUUAGUUCUCUCUACCUUGGUUGUCGCACUUGCAUUCCCAUUCUUCGCCAUCAUGGGAGCUUUGAUGGGAUCUUUCCUCUCAAUGCUUCUUGCUUUUAUACUUCCAUGUCUUUGUUAUCUGAGUAUCUUGAGGGGUAGAUUGAGUAAGAUACAAAUGGGAGUAUGCGUUUUGAUCAUCAUCGCUGGCAUUGUAAGUGGUUGCUGUGGGACUUACUCUGCGAUUGGAAAGUUAGUAGGAGAAAGGAGUUGA